AUGUCUACCUUUGGCUACAGAAGAGAGCUUAGCAAAUAUGAGGACAUUGACGAGGAUGAGCUCCUCGCUUCUCUCACGGAAGAGGAGCUGAAGGAGCUGGAGCGGGAACUGGAGGACAUCGAGCCCGACCGCAACCUCCCAGUAGGACAACGGCAAAAGAGCCUGACAGAGAAAACACCCACCGGGACUUUCAGCAGGGAAGCGCUGAUGGCCUACUGGGAGCAGGAGACCAGGAAGCUCUUGGAAAAAGAGAGGCUGGGCGCGUGUGAGAAGCAAGAAGAAGACAACUCAGAAGACAUUCAAGAAGAAUGUUUCACAGAAAGCAACAGUGAAGUGUCUGAGGAGGCAUAUACUGAAGAGGAUGAUGAAGAGGAAGAAGAAGAGGAGGAGGAAGAAGAAGAGGAGGAGGAAGAGGAAGAUGAAGAUGACAGUGAUGACGAGGAUGAGGAAAAGCAAAAUUCUGCGGCUAGUGAAAGACCUGUGAAUUGUGAGGACGGCAGGAGUUCUGACCACGUCAGACACAAGAAGUGUAGCAGUACGAAGAACAGUGAAAACUUGUUCAAUGGCCAUGAUGACACUGAAAAUCUGAGCUUUAAAAGCAGUGCCAUCCACCCAUGUGGAAAUCCAACAGUUAUUGAGGAUGCUCUGGAAAAAGUUCGGAGCAAUGACCCUGAGACCACAGAGGUUAAUCUAAAUAACAUUGAAAAUAUUACUUCACAGAUGCUUAUACAUUUCUCCCAAGCCCUGAGAGACAACACUGUAGUUAAGUCAUUCAGCUUGGCUAACACACAUGCUGAUGACAACGUCGCAAUAGCCAUUGCUGGUAUGUUAAAAGUAAAUCAACAUAUCACUAGUCUGAAUAUCGAGUCGAAUUUUAUCACAGGCAAAGGAGUACUGGCCAUCAUGAGAGCUCUGCAGCAUAACAAGGUUCUAACAGAGUUACGGUUCCACAACCAAAGGCAUAUCAUGGGCAGUCAGGUGGAAAUGGACAUAGUUAAGCUGUUAAAAGAGAACACUACUCUGGUCAAGCUGGGGUACCACUUUGACCUUGCUGGCCCAAGAAUGAGCAUGACGAGUAUCCUGACAAGAAAUAUGGAUAAACAAAGGCAAAAGCGCAUGCAGGAGCAACGGCAACAGGAGUAUGGUUGUGAUGGAGCUAUCAACCCAAAGACCAAAGUCUUGCAGAAAGGCACUCCUCGUUCCUCACCGUACACGUCCCCUAAGAGUUCACCUUGGUCCUCUCCAAAGCUCCCUAGGAAAUCAGCACCAGCAAAAAGUCAGCCUCCGGCUCCUGCACCCCCUCCACCCCCGCCUCCACCCCCACCCCCUCCUCCUCCCCCUCCCGUUAUUCCAGACAAGAAAGUACCGACCAGGAACAUAGCUGAGGUAAUCAAACAGCAAGAAAGUUCAAGAAAAGCCUUACAGAAUGGACAGAAAAAGAAAAAAGGCAAAAAAAGCAAAAAACAUGAGAACAGUAUAUUGAAAGAAAUUAAAGAUUCUCUGAAAUCCGUCCCAGACAGAAAAUCGGAAGAAGGUUCACGGCCUUCCUCCCGACCCUCCACCCCACAAAGGUCCCUCCAUGACAACCUUAUGGAAGCAAUUCGAGCAAGCAGCAUAAAACAACUAAGACGGGUGGAGUUACCAGAAGCCCUUCGGUGA
Messenger RNA from Centrocercus urophasianus (Greater sage-grouse), 1659 nucleotides. It is a transcript of the gene LMOD2, whose product is annotated as leiomodin 2. The record is from RefSeq and is a predicted model, not a curated record. Gene Ontology annotation, cellular component: myofibril; striated muscle thin filament. Gene Ontology annotation, biological process: pointed-end actin filament capping; muscle contraction; myofibril assembly. NCBI's taxonomy places the organism in Eukaryota, Metazoa, Chordata, Aves, Galliformes, Phasianidae. The coding region runs from base 1 to 1659 and encodes 552 amino acids. The transcript is spliced from 3 exons. Gene Ontology annotation, molecular function: tropomyosin binding; actin binding.